AUGAAUGAAAAGUUCUGCGAGGAGUUCAUGCAGUAUUUUCCCUCCCCUAUCGAAAUCAGCGAUUUCCGAUGGACCAACUUUGCUAAUUGUGUCCUGAACAUUUUCUUAACUUAUACCGCCAUUAUCCUGAAUAUUAUGACGAUUUACGCGAUACGGAAAACCUCGACGCUGUCAAAGACUCUGAGAACAUUGCUGCUGAGUCUUGCAGUUUCUGAUGUUGGCGUUGGUCUGUUUGUUCAGCCAUUUUAUUCGUCUCUGCAAGUGAACUGGGUACAACAGAGCAAUCCUAACUGUAAUACGUUCACGGCCUUCAUGAUAAUCAACAUUACUUUUUCCGUAGCUUCGUUCAUGGGUGUUGUCGCUGUUAGUGUAGAUAGGUUCUUAGCCGUUCAUCUUCAUCUGCGAUACCAGGAAUUUGUGACCCACAAACGUGUUGUUGCUGCUAUCUUAUCAAACUGGCUUCUGGGUCUAUUUGUUUCCCUUAUGAUACUUUGGGCUCCUUUCAGCGCUCAGAACUUAAUUCUUUCAGCUGCUGGAGUUAUUUGUUUUCUUCUUACAGCAAUGAUUAACAUCAAGAUUUAUUUAGUUACUCGACGCCACAAAAUUCACAUGCGGUCUCUGCAAAUACAGCCAAGAGAACGCAUCGAUGAAAUGGGAGAUUUUGCCCGCCAACUCAAGUCUGCUGUCAGUGUAUUCUACAUAUAUAUAGUGUUUUUACUCUGCUAUGUUCCUUUUUACGUCUGCGUGGCUUACAUUAAAAUCCACGGCUCGAGUACAACAUUGAAAAAAUGUUAUCUCCUCUCAGUGACUCUGGUUUUUCUUAAUUCAUCACUGAAUCCUGUGAUUUACUGCUGGAAGAUGAAACACAUUAGACAGGCACUAAUGGACUCACUAAAGAGCAUAUCUUGGAACAGAAAUUAGCCUUCCUAAUUGACUUAUACGGUUUUCAAAGAAGUGCCGAAAGUGAUUGAGCUUCAGAACUUCUCAGUGUGGUUUUUUGUAACUUUUCCUUGCGAUUGGUGAAAAAGAAACUCACGUCGCUUUUUCAGUGAACCCAAUUGAAAACUGAGAAAAAAAUCGCGACUUCGUGAUAAUUACUUUCAAGCUUGCGGCAGAUUUAUUAAUUUUUCUUACAUAAGUUCUCAUUUUUUCUCCUGGUCGUAUUCCUCUGCGUUUCUGAUUUGCUAUGGAGAUUACUCAAUCUGGUUUUAGUUUUAGGACACUCCAUAGAAAUCCGCUCGGUAAAAUUUCCGCACAGCCCCAUACUACAUUAUGCAUUGAGUUCUUGGAUAGAGAAAAAAAUAACAAAAACAAUACAUUGCCAUUGGGAAAACAGAUUUGGUCUUACAAUAGUAUGGGGCUGUGCGGAAAUUUUACGCUGAACCAAGUUGAGUAGCGAACUAAGAUUUCCUUCAUUCACUUCGCAGAAUUUUUUAAUGACAAAUGAAAAUGUAUGUAAAUUUCUACACGUCUCAUUUCUUUACCCUCAAAUAUCUGUGGUCCGUUUUGGUCUGUUAUGAUCUCCUUCUUUACAUAAACGUUACUUUUGUACAGCGCAUAUACAGCUUGUUCUGCUUUUUUUCCCCCAGGGUUUUUCUUUAAGCAUAGUUUGUAAGAUCUUAGCGUGCAGAAUGUAUUUAAUCAUUAAUUAGGGUGUCUCGUUUGUGUCGUUACUGUUUGUCGUCGUCUGUUAGUGUUUUUUCACCGGUUAAAUAGCCUCUGUUGUUUUCCCUAUCACAUACUUUCGUGCAUUAUUGUUUCUUUCGCAAUUAUAAGCGUCAAUUAAAUUUUCAGUUAGUCGUUUUCGCAUGCAUUAAUUUUAGUUUUUCGUGCGUAUAUAAACUUAGUUUUCUCUGUUCAGGGACCUUUAUUUUCGGUAGUCGCGCUAGUCGCAGUUGGCUUUCAAGCAGUUCCUUUAUUCUUAAUUUCGUCUUCGGACAGUGUUUUUCCCUCAAGCACAGUUUUCCAGUAAUCGUAACAAUGUAAAUAUUGUCGUUUCAAGUUGGCUCAGUGUAUUUCUUUACUAUCACCUUUACUUAAUCAAUUGUUGUAAUUUUGUAUUAUUUGUUAAUUUUUAAAGUUUCAACCCACAUCGUUCACCGUCAAUAAAUCGCCUUUUUUAUCAGUAAUUGUGGUGUUGAGAAGUUACGAUUGCCGCAGUCAUAUAGUUCCUAGACCAUCUCUCCUGAGCAACUGUCCGCGCAGAGUCUGAGAAAAUGUAAUUUCUGACGUUUGAGUGACCUGGAACGAAUUAGUCAGAAAUGAAUACUCUGACGGCACGUUGAAGAGGUUCGCAUGGCAUCGCGGUAGUUUCGGAUUAUUUGAGCGUUUCGCAUGGGAAAUUAGGUCAUUCUACGUCGGCCAGUCUUAGGUUUGGCCGCUUUCUUUUUUUAUUUAUUUAUUUUUUUUAUUUAAUGUAAUUUUGCUUUACAACUCUCUGUAAAAUGUCACUGCUUUCAUUGAAUUUUCUGUGUUCAGUAGUGUAACUAGGUUUAUUUUAGUUACCCUUUCCUCGGGGUCUAGUGCUGCAGCAUUACAUGAGGAAUACGUUUCCACACAUUUUUUGGCCACUUCUAAAGAGUGGUUUUUUAGUGGUGUUUCGUAUCUGGCGUAGCACAGCCUAUUUUUGUAUAACCCCUCAUUUUCAGUGAAUACUUGCAGUACAUUGCAGAUUGUAGUAGGAUGUGUAGACUACAAGACUGGCUGACUCCUCCUAAAUAAUCUUUCACAUUGAAUAUCUCGCCUGAGUGUAGUCAGAAUAUUUCUUUUUGGUGAUAUCGCGGAUUUUAGGGUCUUAAGUUUGACGGAGCUUAAGAAAUUGAGGUAUGGGACAGAGUUUUAUACAAUAUGAAAAGUAAUCUUAAUUCUUCGGUUAAAAUGAUCUAUUUACAACAAAUUUAGUCGACUUAGAAGCGACUCUCGGCUACCUUUGUUUAUCGUCAAGAUCGUUUUUCCAUUAGGGAGGGUACACUCGAAAAUGAUUGUUGUGAAUGACAUAAAUCGUUGGCUGACAACCUGAGCGGAAGUCAUCAUCAUCAGCUUGACUCUGAUAAUCUUAAAUAAAAAAGGUACUUUUAAUUCGUCGUCAGAGUCAGUUUAGAAGGACUUCUGCAUUUGAAACAGCGAAUGGACUAUCGUCCAUGUUUGCAUAAGAUAUUUCAGUUUUUCCUGUGCCUGAUUUUCAUGAAAAACUGAGAAGUCGGACGGUUGCACCUUAACUGCGCUCUUACGACUCAUAUUUCUUGGCGUAGAAACUGCAAAUGAGAUGUUGAUUACUGUUUAAUUUUUUUUUGCUAAGAGGCCAAAACUUAGCCACAGUGAGUUAAAUUCGACAGACCAUGCAGUUGAACGACAGUCGUUAGCGUUGUGCCAAAUAAGUUUUCAGUGCAGAAAUUUCUGAAAUUCUUUAAUUUCAUUAGUUUGCUUUUCUUUUUCACUUUUUUUUUCAUUCCUUUUGUUUUCUUUUGUCAUGUUUCUGGUCUUAUUCAUUUCAAGUCAGAACUUGGCUUUUCUUUAAUUGGCAGACAGUUUGUUUUCUUGGAACGAAAAUGAUUUACAUCAGCAUUUAUUUUAAGCAAAUGAAGAUCAUCACAGUAUAUACUCCACUUAAGCAGUUGAGAAAUAAGGCCUGAAAAAAAUUCAGGCCUGAACGGGAAUCGAACCCAUGACCUCUGCGAUACCGGUGCAGCGCUCUAACCAACUGAGCCAUCAAGCCAACUGGGAGCUGGUCAAUUGUGAGUUCGUUAUAUACCCGUGGAUGGAGAAGGUGUGAUAAGAAUACAUGAAAGUCAUAUAUUUGUACUGCGGAAAAUACAUUUUAAGCAAAUGAAGAUCAUCACAGUAUAUACUCAACUUAAGCAGUUGAGAAAUAUACUGUGAUGAUCUUCAUUUGCUUAAAAUGUAUUUUCCGCAGUACAAAUAUAUGACUUUCAUGUAUUCUUAUCACAUCAGCAUUUAUGUUGGUCGCAAACGCCAUAAGAAUGAAAUGAAGUUUAUUCAACUACAAUUAACGUAGAGAACACAUCUGCCGAGCAACGUGUCUUGCAGCACAAAGCGUGCAUCACAGGAAAAGGUAAAGUCACACAUGCAACAAUUUAAUUGGCCAUCUUGCCGCGCGACUGCUGCAGAUACUGAAAGGAAUGUUGCCCGAAUUAACACAUGCCGUGAGGUGCUUGAAAAAAGCCUUGUCAGUCACGUAGAGAGACAAUAAACGGCUGACAAAUAUAUGAACAAUGACGAUAAGAUCACAAUUCUUGGUCUCGCUCAUUUCUGAUCGCAAUGAACUGCACAAUAAUUAGAAUAUAUCUGAGAAGGUUAUUUUUCUGCCCCAUCAGUUAAAAAAUUUAAAAGAAGAGUGAGUACUCUGUUAGAUUUUUUGUACCUUAGAACAUAAGCUGCUUUUAAGGUCAAGACAAUGCUGGUUAUUUUUAAUUUUUUCUUUUUGCCUUUUUGUCUGAUCUCAAUUGCCACUAAUGAAGAAAGCUACGACUCCUUUUACGGCGUCAAUUAGGUGUAUACCUUUACUUUCUCAUAUCGACAGAUAUGUACUCUUCCAGACAUUUUAAACAAUUUCUGUUAGCGAAAACUGACAGGAAAUACGAGGCCCUUUAAAAAAAAAAGACUAGGAAGAUGGCUCGUUGUAUUCUUACAUCACUGUUUUAAGCCUUGCGCUCAACGACAGGGGUCUUCGGGACAGUAAUGAAAUCCAAAGAGAAGGAAAUAAAAGUGUUCUUCCUUUACUUUUUCCUUCGCUGCGAAAGAUGUUCAAAAGUAUUCUUUCGUGAGUUAAAUAAUCUUUCAUUCCAUGUUUUGUAAAUAAGUCAGCAGCUGCGCGGGUUCUGACUGGCCGCAGGGAAUGGGAACUUAGUUGAACUUACAUCAAUUUCUGUAUUUAAAGAUAAUUGUUCAUUUUCACCAAAAAUUAAUUUUGUCUAUGCUUUAAAAUGCUGCCUCAUCGGAUAUAUUUUUAGUGAUUAGACCUUCGAAGAGAACAAGCUUCUUUCGACAAGUUAAAAUUGCAGCCUAGAGCUCGAGCACACAGUGAAAGGCAAAUGUAUUCAUUUCCUUUAUUUGAGUUAUUUUGACCUCUAUAUUGAGCUGAUUUUUUUUACAAAGGAAGGAGCCUUCUGCAUAUGAAUAAAAAAACACUGAAUUAACAUCUUGCUCAAAAGCAGGGAAAAGCAUUAAGAAUAUUUCACUUACUGAAAACGACAAAAUUGAAAAAUUAUGAAUAGAAGUCUUAAAGCUUAAAAAUGAUAAUAUUAGAGAGAUGAGUAAUGUGUGAACUGUUAAAUUGAGAUACUGAGGAUUCAUCACGAACGUGGGAUGAUAAAACAAAAGGAUUUGUGUUCACGGGCGUAAAUAUGUCUUUCGCCCGACUCAGAGUUAUUUUAGCCCUAACCGCUAGCGACGGGUAGACCAAUUCUGAGAAGGGCUUAAAACGUAUUUAUGCCCGCGAACAUAAACUAAAUUAUUGUCAUCAUCACUUAGGAGAGAACUUUGAAAAUAAAAAAUGAUUAAAAAAAUGAGAACAAAACAGUCCGAUUAAUCACGCGAGCGCGCGAGCGGGUCAAAAUACAUUUAGCCGGCUGCUAAAAACUCCAUUUUAGCCCACAAAAUGUACUACAGUGCUCAAAAAAAUAUUACUAAGGAAGACUUUAAACUUCACAGACUUUACGACUUUCAGAUAACCUCAGGGUAGUCUUACAGAAAUGUAAACCAGAGUAGCAUCAAACCAUGUUACUUCAGUUAUGACCAGGUUGUUGAAACAGAAAAACUCCAAUUUUUGAAUGGGCCGAACCUAAUGCUUAGACAGUUCGAGGAUUAUUGGUCUCUGUAUUAGUUUAAAGGAACUCUUGAAUUGGGAAUGAUAGCAUGGCUCUCGUGUAUGGCUGCAGACAUCAAAUCAUUUUGUUUUAUGUACUCGACAUCUCUGAAAUGUAAAGAAGCUGAAUUUUCAUAAAGGGUUCUAUUUAUAGCCAUGACAACCAUAAUUAUGGUUUAAUUCCCAGGUGGACUGUUAUAAACUCCGAACAAAGUGACUGAAAUUUAAACAGUAAAACCCCCUUUUUUGUGGAGCGUAGUUGCGAUAAAAUAAUGAAUGAAAAGUUCUGCGAGGAGUUCAUGCAGUAUUUUCCUUCCGCUAUCGAAAUCAGCGAUUUCCGAUGGACUAACUUUGCUAAUUGUGUCCUGAACAUUUUCUUAACUUAUACCGCUAUUAUGCUGAAUAUUAUGACGAUUUACGCGAUACGGAAAACCUCGACGCUGUCAAAGACUCUGAGAACAUUGCUGCUGAGUCUUGCAGUUUCUGAUGUUGGCGUUGGUCUGUUUGUUCAGCCAUUUUAUUCGUCUCUGCAAGUGAACUGGGUACAACAGAGCAAUCCUAACUGUAAUACGUUCACGGCCUUCAUGAUAAUCAACAUUACUUUUUCCGUAGCUUCGUUCAUGGGUGUUGUCGCUGUUAGUGUAGAUAGGUUCUUAGCCGUUCAUCUUCAUCUGCGAUACCAGGAAUUUGUGACCCUCAAACGUGUUGUUGCUGCUAUCUUAUCAAACUGGCUUCUGGGUCUAUUUGUUUCCCUUAUGAUACUUUGGGCUCCUUUCAGUGCUCAGAACCUAAUUCUUUCAGCUGCUGGAGUUAUUUGUUUUCUUCUUACAGCAAUGAUUUACAUCAACAUUUAUUUAGUUACUCGACGCCACAAAGUUCACAUGCGGUCGCUGCAAAUACAGCCAAAAGAACGCAUCGAUGAAAUGGGAGAUUUUGCCCGCCAACUCAAGUCUGCUGUCAGUGUAUUCUACGUAUAUAUAGUGUUUUUACUCUGCUAUGUUCCCUUUUACGUCUGCGUGGCUUGCAUUAAAAUCUACGGCUCGAGUACAACAUUGAAAAAAUGUUAUCUCCUCUCAGUGACUCUGGUUUUUCUUAAUUCAUCACUGAAUCCUGUGAUUUACUGCUGGAAGAUGAAACACAUUAGACAGGCACUAAUGGACUCACUAAAGAGCAUGUCUUGGAACAGAAAUAAGCCUUCCUAAUUGACUUAUACGGUUUUCAAGGAAGUGCCGAAAGUGAUCGAGCUUCAGAACUUCUCAGUGUGUUUUUUGUAACUUUGUCUUGCGAUUGGUGAAAAAAGGAACUCAAGUCGCUUUUUCAGUGAACCCAAUUGAAAACUGAGAGAAAAAAAAUCGCGACUUCGUGAUAAUUACUUUCAAGCUUGCGGCAGAUUUAUUAAUUUUUCUUACAUACGUUCUCAUUUUUUGCUUCUGGUCGUAUUCCUCUGCAUUUCUGAUUGCUAUGGAGAUUACUCAAUCUGGUUUUAGUUUUAGGACACUCCAUAGAAAUCCGCUCGGUAAAAUUUCCGCACAGCCCCAUACUACAUUAUGCAUUGAGUUCUUGGAUAGAGAAAAAAAUAACAAAAACAAUACAUUGCCAUUGGGAAAACAGAUUUGGUCUUACAAUAGUAUGGGGCUGUACGGAAAUUUUACGCUGAACCAAGUUGUGUAGCGAACUAAGAUUUCCUUCAUUCACUUCCCAGAAUUUUUCAAAGACAAAUGAAAAUGUAUGUAAAUUUCUACACGUCUAAUUUCUUUACCCUCAAAUAUCUGUGGUCCGUUUUGGUCUGUUAUGAUCUCCUUCUUUACAUAAACGUUACUUUUGUACAGCGCAUAUACAGCUUGUUCUGCUUUUUUUCCCCCAGGGUUUUUCUUUAAGCAUAGUUUGUAAGAUCUUAGCGUGCAGAAUGUAUUUAAUCAUUAAUUAGGGUGUCUCGUUUGUGUCGUUACUGUUUGUCGUCGUCUGUUAGUGUUUUUUCACCGGUUAAAUGGCCUCUGUUGUUUUCCCUAUCACAUACUUUCGUUCAUUAUUGUUUCUUUCGCAAUUAUAAGCGUCAAUUAAAUUUUCAGUUAGUCGUUUUCGCAUGCAUUAAUUUUAGUCUUUCGUGCGUAUAUAAACUUAGUUUUCUCUGUAGUCGCGCUAGUCGCAGUUCGCUUUCAAGCAGUUCCUUUAUUCUUAAUUUUGUUUUCGGACAGUGUUUUUCCCUCAAGCACAGUUUUCCAGUAAUCGUAACAAUGUAAAUAUUGUCGUUUCAAGUUGGCUCAGUGUAUUUCUUUACUAUCACCUUUACUUAAUCAAUUGUUGUAAUUUUGUAUUAUUUGUUUAUUUUUAAAGUUUCAACCCACAUCGUUCACCGUCAAUAAAUCGCCUUUUUUAUCAGUAAUUGUGGUGUUGAGAAGUUACGAUUGCCGCAGUCAUAUAGUUCCCAGACCAUCUCUCCUGAGCAAUUGUCCGCGCAGAGUCUGAGAAAACUUCUUUUUGGUGAUAUCGCGGAUUUUAGGGUCGUAAGUUUGACGGAGUCGAAAAAUUGAGGUAUGGGACAGAGUUUUAUACAAUAUGAAAAGUAAUCUUAAUUCUUCGGUUAAAAAUGAUCUAUUUACAACAAAUUUAGUCGGCUUAGAAGCGACUCUCGGCUACCUUUGUUUAUCGUCAAGAUCGUUUUUCCAUUAGGGAGGGUACACUCGAAAAUGAUUGUUGUGAAUGACAUAAAUCGUUGGCUGACAACCUGAGCGGAAGUCAUCAUCAUCAGCUUGACUCUGAUAAUCUUAAAUAAAAAAGGUACUUUUAAUUCGUCGUCAGAGUCAGUUUAGAAGGACUUCUGCAUUUGAAACAGCGAAUGGACUAUCGUCCAUGUUAUCGUAAAAUGUUUCAGUUUUCCUGUGCCUGAUUUUCAUGAAAAACUGAGAAGUCGGACGGUUGCACCUUUACUGCGCUCUUACAACUGAUAUUUCUUAACUGACGAUAAGAUCACAAUUCUUGGUCUCGCUCAUUUCUGAUCGCACUGAACUGCACAAUAAUUACAGUAUAUCUGAGAUGGGUAGGUUAUUUUUCUGCAUCAUCAGUUAAAAAAUUUAAAAGAAGAGUGAGUGCUCUGCAAGAUUUUUUGUACCUUAGAACAUAAGCUGCUUUUAAGGUCAAGACAAUGCUGGUUAUUUUUAAUUUUUUUUGGCCUUUUUGUCUGAUCUCAAUUGCCACUAAUGAAGAAAGCUACGACUCCUUUUACGGCGCCAAUUAGGUGUAUACCUUUACUUUCUCAUAUCGACAGAUAUGUACUCUUCCAGACAUUUUAAACAAUUUCUGUUAGCGAAAACUGACAGGAAAUACGAGGCCCUUUAAAAAAAAAAGACUAGGAAGAUGGCUCGUUGUAUUCUUACAUCACUGUUUUAAGCCUUGCGCUCAACGACAGGGGUCUUCGGGACAGUAAUGAAAUCCAAAGAGAAGAAAAUAAAAGUGUUCUUCCUUUACUUUUCCUUCGCUGCGAAAGAUGUUCAAAAGUAUUCUUUCGUGAGUUAAAUAAUCUUUCAUUCCAUGUUUUGUAAAUAAGUCAGCAGCUGCGCGGGUUCUGACUGGCCGCAGGGAACGAGAACUUAGUUGAACUUAUAUCAAGUUCUGUAUUUAAAGAUAAUUGUUCAUUUUCACCAAAAAUUAAUUUUGUCUAAGCUUUAAAAUGCUGCCUCAUCGGAUAUAUUUUUAGUGAUUAGACCAUCGAAGAGAACAAGCUUCUUUCGACAAGUUAAAAUUGCAGCCUAGAGCUCGAGCACACAGUGAAAGGCAAAUGUAUUCAUUUCCUUUAUUUGAGUUAUUUUGACCUCUAUAUUGAGCUGAUUUUAUUAACAAAGGAAAUAGCCUUCUGUAUAUGAAUAGAAAAACACUAAAUCAACAUCUUGCGCGGAAGCAAGGAAAAGCAUUACGAAUAUUUCACUUUCUGAAAACGACAAAAUUGAAAAAUUAUUGAUAAAAGUCUUAAAGCUUAAAAAUGAUAAUAUUAGAGAGAUGAGUAAUGUGUGAACUGUUAAAUUGAGAUACUGAGGAUUCGUCACGAACGUGGGUUGAUAAAACAAAAGGAUUUGUGUUCACGGGCGUAAAUAUGUCUUUCGCCUGGCUCAAAGUUAUUUCAGCCCUAGCCGUUAGGCAACGGGUAGACUAAUUCUGAGAAGGCUUUAAAACGUAUUUAUGCCCGCGAACAUAAACUAAAUUAUUAUCAUCAUCACUUAGGAGAGCACUUUGAAAAUAAAAAAUGACCAAAAAAAUGAGAACAAAACAGCCUGAUUGGUCACGCGAGCGCGCGAGCGGGUCAAAUACAUUUUAGCAGGCCGCUAAAAUCCCCAUUUAAGCCCACAAAAUGCACUACAGUGCUCAAAAAAAUUAUACUAAAGAAGAUUUUAAACUUCACAGACUUUACGACUUUCAGAUAGCCUCAGGGCAGUCUUAUAUUCUGGAUAUAUUGUUUUGGCGUUGUUAAGUUUUUUUUUUUUUUUUUAGUUUUACAUACAAUUUUUGGAGACAGUGUGAUUUGUCAUCAUGGAACCACUAAAGAAUAUUACUUUUAUCUAUUGAUACUAGUUAAAACGCUUAUUAAUCGGAUAGUUCAUGGUGUUGUGCAUGUAUUUAGCGGUGCUACCCUCAUUUUCAUCUGAUGCCCAUUUAAACCUUGAGCUACAUAAGCUACUAAGUGGCUCCAGCUGGUGGCUAGCUGUCUCGAUCCGUAAAUGCUUCUCAGAUGUGGCUUUUUAUCUUUUCCUUGUGCGCAUCAGCAGUGUGUCAUACCUCCUAUAGGUAAACUUGUCAUACUUAUGUUCCCUGGUGUCUUGAUUUUGUUGAGCAAAAUAAGCAAUUAGGAAAAGUAGCCUUUUAAAAUGUGACACCAACUGCUCUGAGGAAUCGUUCAGCGUCAUCUUCAUUGUUUAUUAAAAAAAUGUGCUAAAAAUUUGACGACGGUCUCUGCCAUUUUGAUCAGUCUUGUUUAACCCUUUCACUCCCAGAUCGAAUUUGUAAUUCUCCUUACUGUCAACCAUACAUUCUUAUGAUGUUAGUUCAGAGAACUUAGAAUUGGAUCAACUCAUUAUCCCCAAAUUGAUUAUUUUUUUCAUCCUCAUCACUUAUCUGGUUGAUAUCGUAUUGAUAUUGUAAGGAGAAUUCUGACUUGGUCACUCAUUGGAAUUAAAAGUUUAAGAAUGUUUCUAUCUCUAAGCGAUAUGUUGGAACUGAUUAGGAGAAAACCAAACGGCCGCUCUUUCUCUCUGGACCAUACUUCCAGUUUAAAAGCUUUCUUAAGUAAAUUGAGCGGUGAUACCCUCCCUAAUGGUACAUCAAUUACUUUUUUUUUUCGAACAGAGUGAAAUUUUUUUGACAUCUCAGGUCUUCUUUCGAAAUAAAAGAACUCAAGUAGGUAUCUAAGAGCCUUUACAAUUUAUGACGUGAACAUUUUUCGUGAUACGAUUCAAGGUUAAUCCAGCCAUUAAACAUCUUUAUCGUAAAAGGUUUUUAUUAAUGCCUUUUAAUGCGAACGCCCUCAGGGCUCGGUAACAUCGAGAGGCGGCUGUUGUCCGGCGUAAGCCUUUAUGAAUGAUAAAAAAUUUAAGUGUAUGAGGAAACUCAGAAGACGUUUUUCCCCUUACGUCGAACACACGGUCAUUUAAUUACUCUUAACGGUUAGCUGUUAAACGGCUCAAAAAAAUAAUCCUUUAGGUGCGCGAAAAAAAAACAAAAACAAAAACAAAUGUCAGCUUUCAACACCACUACUCUUUUGAAGCCCUCUUAUUGGUCAUGCAACUUCAAUUUGACCAAACACAACGCUCCUUGAAUUGACCGACACAAACUCCUCUAUCACACUACGUUUAUAACAAAGUGGACAAAACUCUGUUGUAGAAAAUCAGAUUUUGGUAAAAUCUUCCUAAUAUAUGUGUUUAAAGCUCAUGAUUUUGUUUUGUAAAUUUUGGCAAUUUUUUUUUAACUUUGUAAAUUAAUAUCGGUAAACAGAUUCAGUGGUAAGGAAAUAAAAGGUCAUAAAUUACCUUUUUUCAAUUUCCAUCAGCGGACCCCGAUGUUGUAAUGGACUGCUGUGCAGGGAAAAUGGGCCGUUAAAAGCUCGCAAAUGUAAUUUCCGGCAUUCUGGGCAUCAUAAAAGGGUGGUGUUAACAAUAAUUUUUGUUGACAACUCGGUAACUAGCCUGUCAUUCCUAAGCUUUCAGAAUGUUGCGUUCGUGAAUAAAUGGCUUGCAGGGGGGGUUCUUUUUAAGACCCCACCCUUACCUCAUUGCCGGCUCGUAACUCACUCGCAAGAAAGCCCACGCUAAAUCCAAAAAUUAGAGCCUGUAUGAAGGCUUACCAGACGGCAGUAAUUAUAUGAGAAAUUUGAUAGGCAGCAGUAAUUAUAUAAAGGGUCUUAUGGAAGGCGGACGACCGCUAGUAACCGACUUGCAUCGAAAUCCCAGUUCAUUUAUGAGACAACCUACCCAUAAGAGAGAUUAAAUUUCCUUUAUUUAGAUUGGUUAGCAUGAACAAAGUAGUUAAAUUUGUCUGAUCAAUUUGCAAGCAGCUUCAAAUUUGACUGGUUAAAUCAUACCUUUCUUGUGCUUAAUUACCCAAAGAAAUAAAUAAGUGUUAAGAACCAUUUAGAUUCGGAUAUUUUGCUAUUAACAUGACUUUCUCUGAUAAUACCCACUAAUCGUGCUAUUUAUAGAAUCAGUAAAGGUUGAGCCAUCGCUUGAUGUACAACUGGAAGAGGUGAAAGAGAUCGGUGUGAGUUAAAAAGCUUUUUGUUAAGCCUCGCAUUCACAACGAGACUCCACGUCUAGAAAUCGAAUUCAGGCGACUUCCGAAAGCACUGAUUGAAAGUUCUAGUUUCUCCACAUCAAAAGUAACCUCAUAAUGGUCUGAAGCACGCUCAUUUCUCGAAAUAUUGGAGGUACGUUUGACUCAGUUCAACUCAUAGCAAAAGUUUCACCUGCAAUAUAUCAAAGUCUCGUCAAAGGAUAUGCUAACCAUUGGUCGAAGUUCUCUUCAAGGCUGUAAUUAACCCCUGGAAUCAUAACGUGUCCUCAGGCUGAAACAACAAAAUUUGGAUGCGGUUUUAAAGCUCCUUGCCAAAGUUUGAUCAGCCGGAUUUUCCAUUCCGCUGCUCUGUUGCUUGUGUACUUAUUAUGUUUUGCGAAACAUUGGUUCAAUAUUUUCCCUUUACCUCUGAAUAUGAAGAACUUCGCAGGAGUUACAUCGCUAACUGCGUCUUCAAUAAUUUUCUGACCUAUCUCGCCGUUAUGCUAAACAUUGUAACAUUCUAUGCGAUACGAAAAACUCAAUCGUUGCCAAAGACGACAAAGACUUUGCUUUUGAGUCUGGCUGUUUCUGAUGUCGGUGUGGGUCUGUUUGUUCAGCCAUUUUACACUUCACUACUGGUCAGUUGGCUACAACGAAACAGCCCGAGCUGCCUCACUUACCGAAUGUUCAGUAACGUCGGCCUGUUCUUUUCUCAAGCUUCGUUUGCUGGUGUUGUGGCUGUAAGUGUAGACAGGUUCUUAGCAGUUAAUCUUCAUCUCAGAUACAAGGAACUUGUAACCCACAAACGCGUUCUUGCUGUGGUGAUUUCAAUAUGGGUGUUCAGUGCAUUUGCUUCUUUGAUAAUAUUGAGUGGUCUGCGCCUUAUUCAGAUCAUCAUUCAGACCUUUGCUCAAAUAAGUAGCCUUGUUGUGACGACAGUAAUUUAUAUCAAGCUUUAUUCGGUCGUGCGAUAUCAUAAAAAUAGGAUUCAGUUCUUGCAAGCACGCGGUGAACAGCCUAGGGAAAUAACAAAUUUAUCGAGUGUCAUAAAAUCUGCGCUCGUUAGCUUUUACGUGUAUGUGGCUUUUUUAUUUUGUUACGCGCCUUAUUGGUGCUCUGUGACGGCCAUACGAUUCUACGGUCCGACGGUGACAUUGAAGAGUUUACAUCUCUUCUCAGUGACUCUAGUUUUUGUGAAUUCGUCUCUAAACCCUGUGAUAUACUGCUGGAAGAUGAGACACAUUCGGUGCGCCGUUGUGAACAUACUUCGGAGCAUGUCUAGGAACAAUGGCGUGGAAAUUAAAUUUAGUACUGAACAGUCGGCAAUGAGCCCUUGUGAUGUCACCAACUGAAGGCUACUUCGUCCGCUUAAAGACUUAUUUUCUCUUAGAUCAGCGCUGAGCGAGCCAGCGAAAUAAAAAGCUUCCUCGAUUUACUAUAAAAAGCUAAAAUAAUAGCAAAGGGCAGAGUGAACCGGCUUUCCAGAAACAAACACAGUUUGCAUGCAGUUUAUCAGGGUUUGUGUUAGGAAAAGUUGGAGCGUUUUUCAGGAACGCAAACCUGAACGUAGUUGUAAAUCCACAUUUGUAUCGGGUUUUUAUAUAUAAAAAAGUAUGAUAUAAUCAAAUGCAAAAUUGAGAAACAGCAACUUUUAUAUAAAGCAAAGCAACAGGAGAGUAAAGCAAAUUUAAGAUCGCUUUUAAAUGUUAUAACUAAUUUUAAUUUUUGACAGAGUAAGUGAAAUAAAAAUUUGAUAAAUUAAAAAUUCAGACUUUUCACUUUCCCUUGUGAUAUCAUCUUCUUUGAACGAAUACACCAAUAAUACGUUAUAAGGUUUUUCUUUAACCUAUUUACAAGAAUAAACUUGUGGGAUAAGGAAAUUAAUUUUUUUAGUAAAAGGGCGUCAAAGGAUACCGAUCGGUUUUAUUUAUUUUCGCAAUAGUCAGGUUUGGUCAUGACAAUGGUUUAAGCGCGUAUACAUGUCAAAGACAGUUAAAUCAUAUUAAUUCAGCUAAGAGCUUUCGGGAAAGUUUUUGUUUCUAUUUGCAAUUCUACCAAAAUGAAGUGACAAGACUGAACUGAAAAAGAAUUAAAUAAUGGGAUGAAUGAUGUUACUCACUUAAAGAUUUCCACAGCAGGACAUUUUUAACCCUUUCAUUUUCAAUUGGAAACUUCAAACAAACAUAUGGUUUAUCUAAUCCGCCUCUAGUUGUCCAAACUACUGAGUGCUACAAGAUGAUAAUAAGUGUUUCUGAGACAACCAACUCAACUGAUGCUUUGACAUAAAAAGUCUUUGUCGAACGACACAAUCUUGACGCAUUUUUAAUUCGAGUAAUCUAUGGCUUACAUCGAUCGAUCAUCUUCAUCACUGAUUGAUCCCAGACUUAAAUCAUAGGUUUAUCAACGUUUUAGGCGUCAAUUACUGCUCUGUUUUAGUGAAGCUGAAAAGAUAAUUUUAAACGUGAUUUAUUGGCAUCAAUCGGAAGAUGAUUUGAAAGGUUUAAAUGACGUCCUAUACAGAAGGAGUACAUCACUGAUGAAAAUAACUUUUUGCGGAAAACAGAGCAGAAUGCCUCUGAUCUUGUUUUUUUUUUUCCCUUCUGCUUCCAGUUUCCCAGUGGCUCUUACCUGAGCUGAAAAUGAAAGGUUUCAAACACCAUUUAACAGCAUUCGCUAAGGCCAGGGUAAAAAGUGUUUCAUUUUAGCCUCCUUCAUCGUCGUGGCAUAGGAAAUAAGAACUAACAAAAUCCGGGAUUAAUGGAAUGAAACUCUUGAAUUAUCAACUAAUAACACCAUCGGAAAAUAGGCAUUAAACGAAGCAGAACUUUUGAUACAAUCUCAGAACAUGAUGUAAAAAUGAUCACACCUUUUUUUUCUAACCAUGUGAAAUAGAAAUGUUUUUGAAGCUAAAACAUCGUGAAAUGAAAUGCUCGGAAAUUUGUGUUAUAAACUGUUUUCGCGACUGAUAAGAAUGUGCCUUGAAGGGCCGAAGCCGUUUUAGCCUUGUAAAAAUAUUUUGCGAUAUAUUCAAAACACAAGAGAGGUUUCAAUAUCCUUUUGAUUUAGAUAGAUAUGUGACUAAAAGUUGAGAGAAAAUUUCUGGGAAAUACAGCGGACCGCUUUUGCAGAAACUAUUUAAUACGCGUAAGCAUAUGAAAUGUGCGUAUACAUAUAUGCGUAACCAUAUACGAGUAUGCACAUACAAGUAAAAUGUGCGUUAGCUUGUGUACGUACGCAUUUGUCGUUGCAAAGGUGCGCACUUAAGUAAUGACGCGCUGGCGCAUCGACGAACAUUCACAUCAACAACCAUAAACGCACGUCUGCACCAAGGUGUUUGGAAAAAAAAAUUGGAUGACUGGAUGUAUGUACACUCAGAGCUAAUCUUGAAGUGAACAAUUUUUCGGUGUGUAGUUAAAUUACCAGGCAAAAGCUCUGAGUGUACCAAAAGGCAAAUGAGGUCGCAUCCUCUAAUUAUCGAAACACGCUUUAGGAUUUUUUUAAAAAUCUCAUGGAACAAAUAAAGAUUUAAAUGACCGGGCAAAAGCUUUACCUGUACCAAAAAAGGCAAAUGGAAAACCAUCGUCAACAAACCAGUAAACGUACUCACCUCAACAUCACUAAGAACUGCCCUAACUGCCUGCUCUUUCUCCACAACAUUUACCUCUGUGUCUGUCAACUUAUCUAUAACAAACUUCAACGACGACGCAGUGACAUUGGUAGAAAGGAAAUGUUUCUUUUUACUUAAAAAAAAACACUGGCAAAAUUAAAGUCUCCUCUAAGACUGACUGGUCGUCCGCUAAAUCCCUUUGGAACUUGCCGCUAUUUUGAAAAAGCCAAACUUUGUUCGAAGUCGGUUCCAGUGGACUGUCUUUUAGCGCAGAUCCGCUCGUUUUAUUGCCCAACAUCUCUCUACCAUGGUGCAAUAGUAGCACAGGAGUGAAAAAAAAAAAAAACCCGAGAGAAGUUUGAGUAGGGUCGCUUAAUGAACUACACGACCCAGUCUUCCUCGUUUUUACUUUGCAGCUACUAUGGCGCCCUUUACUAUUUCACUCCGUUUCACUUACUGAACGCCUGGCAUGUAUUUUUCUUGAAGAUUUAACACUCGAAGAUGGCGUUUCUGUCCUUAAAGGAAAUCAAUAGCAAUGUUAAAAGCAGCAGCUGAUUAAGCAAAGCGCAGAUGUGUUACCGAUUAACAUAUCUAACGAAUUGUAAAAAUGUAUCUUUUUAGCUGCUUUUUUUUUUAAUAACUUCUACUGAUUCUAACCUGAAACGUUAAAUUACCUGGCGACCAUAGACAUGUAGCUACCAUAUCAACAACCAUAAACGCACGUCCGCACCAAGGUGUUUGAAAAAAAAUUGGAUGACUGGAUGUAUGUACACUCAGAGCUAAUCUUCAAGUGAACAACUUUUUGGUAUGUAGUUAAAUUACCAGACAAAAGCUCUGAGUGUACCAAAAGGCAAGUGAGGUCGCAUUCUCUAAUUAUCGAAACGCACUUUAGGAUUUCUCUAAAAUCUCAUGGAACAAAAAAAGAUUUAAAUGACCGGGCAAAAGCUUUACCUGUACCAAAAAAGGCAAAUGGAAAACCGUUGUCAACAAACCAGUAAACGUACUCACCUCAACAUCACUAAGAACUGCCCUAACUGCCUGCUCUUUCUCCACAACAUUCACCUCUGUGUCUGUCAACUUAUCUAUAACAAACUUCAACGACGACGCAGUGACAUUGGUAGAAAGGAAAUGUUUCUUUUUACUUUAAAAAAAAAAAACACUGGCAAAAUUAAAGUCUCCUCUAAGAUUGACUGGUCGUCCGCUAAAUCCUUUUGGAACUUGCCGCUAUUUUGAAAAAGCCAAACUUUGUUCGAAGUCGGUUCCGGUGGACUGCCUUUUUGCGCAGAUUCGCUCGUUUUAUCGCCCAACAUCUCUCUACCAUAGUGCAAUAGUAGCACAGGGGUGAAAAAAAAAAAACCGAGGGAAGUUUGAGUAGGGUCGCGUAAUGAACUACGCAACCCCAGUCUUCCUCGUCUUCACUUUGCAGCUACUAUGGCGCCGUUUACUAUUUCACUCCGUUUUCCUUACAGAAGGCCUGGCAUGUAUUUUUCUUGAAGAUUUAACACUCGAAGAUGGCGUUUCUGUUCUUAAAAGAAAUCAAUAGCAAUGUUAAAAGCAGCAGCUGAUUAAGCAAAGCGCAGAUUUGUUACCGAUUAACAUAUCUAGCGAAUUGUAAAAAUGUAUCUUUUUAGCUGCUUUUUGUUUUUUAAUUAACUUCUACUGAUUCUAACCUGAAACGUUAAAUUACCUGGCGACCACAGACAUGUAGCUACCGUAUCAACAACCAUAAACGCACGUCUGCACCAAGGUGUUUGAAAAAAUAAUUGGAUGACUGGAUGUAUGUACACUCAGAGCUAAUCUUCAAGUGAACAACUUUUUGGUAUGUAGUUAAAUUACCAGACAAAAGCUCUGAGUGUACCAAAAGGUAAGUGAGGUCGCAUUCUCUAAUUAUCGAAACGCGCUUUAGGAUUUUUUUAAAAAUCUCACGGAACAAAUAAAGAUUUAAAUGACCGGGCAAAAGCUUUACCUGUACCAAAAAAGGCAAAUGGAAAACCGUCGUCAACAAACCAGCAAACGUACUCACCUCAACAUCACUAAGAACUGCCCUAACUGCCUGCUCUUUCUCCACAACAUUCACCUCUGUGUCUGUCAACUUAUCUAUAACAAACUUAGACGACGACGCAGUGACAUUGGUAGAAAGGAAAUGUUUCUUUUUACUUAAAAAGAAAAAAACACUGGCAAAAUUAAAGUCUCCUCUAAGAUUGACUGGUCGUCCGCUAAAUCCUUUCGGAACUUGCCGCUAUUUUGAACUUUGUUCGAAGUCGGUUCCGGUGGACUGCCUUUUUGCGCAGAUCCGCUCGUUUUAUCGCCCAACAUCUCUCUACCAUAGUGCAAUAGUAGCACAGGGGUGAAAAAAAAAAACCGAAAAAAAACAACAACAAAAAAAAAACCCGAUGGAAGUUUGAGUAGGGUCGCGUAAUGAACUACGCAACCCCAGUCUUCCUCGUCUUCACUUUGCAGCUACUAUGGCGCCGUUUACUAUUUCACUCCAUUUUCCUUACAGAAGGCCUGGCAUGUAUUUUUCUUGAAGAUUUAACACUCGAAGAUGGCGUUUCUGUCCUUAAAGGAAAUCAAUAGCAAUUUUAAAAGCAGCAGCUGAUUAAACAUAGCGCAGAUGUGUUACUGAUUAGCAUAUCUAACGAAUUGUAAAAAAGUAUCUUUUUAGUUGCUUUUUGUUUUUUAAUUAACUUCUACUGAUUCUAACCUGAAACGUUAAAUUACCUGGCGACUACAGACAUGUAGCUAGAAAUCUCGACUUAAGAAAUAGCCAAGUGUAAGACGUCCUUUUACUUUUCGAACUAUGAAGUAUCCUAACUUCUUUAUGUUCCGAUUGGUUAUGAGAAACUUCAACCCACACGUACCAAUUACUGGUUUCGUUGUUCUUUUCAAUUAACAUGCAAACAAUAAAGUUCGAGAGAGAUAAUUGAAAAUGCGUUGUACGUAACCGUCAAUCAUGUUUUGUAAUCUUAAGGUAAUCAUGUUUCUGAGUUGUGAUUGGAGAAUAUCGGUACAUGUUGUUAAUUCUGCUUUUAAAUGUCCGUUUGGAAGAUGAUUGAUCGCAGCAUGAAAGAAAAUCGCAAUUUCGGUGUCAAGCCCCACAGCAUGUCGCAUGUUACUGAGAGGCGCAGUGAUUUUCCUUCAUAAACGGAAAACCUUGAACAGUUCAAUAAUUCACCCUUUCCGUCUCGAGCUGAGAAUAACGUUUUGAAGAAGAUUUGCCAUAUAAUUCUUUGGAGCAGACGAGAGAGGGAUCACCUGGGCCGAAUUGAGAAACCUUGAAACAUUUUUUCGUACCGCUCAAUGCAAUGGCUAAAGAAACGUUGACAGUCAAUCAAUAGUAUGAAGGAAAAAUAUUGCGAAUUUUAUAGGCAGUUUUUCCCCUCCAUAUCUGAUGCUGAAGAACUUUACACGUCUUACCUCGCCAACUGUGUCUUCAACCAUUUUCUUUCCUUUACUGCUAUCGUGUUGAACAUAGUAACUAUCUACGUAAUACGAAAAACUUCGUCUUUACCAAAGACUUUGAAAAUAUUGCUUACGAGUCUUGCCGUUUCUGACGCUGGUGUUGGUUUACUGGUUCAGCCAUUUUACACGUCGCUUCUGGUCAGAUUGUUACGACAAAUAAAUUUAACCUGUGUUGAACAUAAAAUUUAUUUCUUAAGUGCAAAUGUUUUCUGUGCGCUUUCGUUGUUAAAUGUUCUGGCUGUAAGCGUGGACAGGUUCUUAGCGGUUCAUUUUCAUCUCAGAUACCAAGAACUUGUAACUCACAGGCGCAUCAUUCUGGUGGUCAUAUCAAUUUGGGUUUUUUCCCUGGUUCGUUCUUUCGCCACGUUGUGGCUUUCAAACUAUGUGAAUUUUUUUAUCUCCAUCCUUCUAAAUGCUGGCGGUGUUAUUUUAACUUCAACUAUCUACUGGCGACUUUAUUUAACGGUGAGACGCCACAAGAAUCAGAUUCACGGCAUGCAACAAACAGAACAGACUGAGGAGAUGUUUCGUAUUUCGAAUAUCCUUAAAACUGCAGUCAGUGUAUUCUACGUGUGCCUUGUGUUUCUUCUUUGUUAUCUGCCUAUCGGUAUCUGCCAGUCUGCAGUGACAUUAUAUGGUUUGAAUCCCACCUUGAUCAAAUUCUACCAUUAUUCGAUGACUUUGGUAUUUCUGAAUUCAUCUCUGAACCCUGUAAUUUACUGCUGGAAGAUGAGAGACAUUCGACACACCGUUUUGAAUAUAUUGCGGCGUGCGUCGUUGAGCAAAAAUCGCACCUCUCGCUAA
This is a messenger RNA of Pocillopora meandrina, 20453 nucleotides long. The record is from the annotation of a GenBank genome assembly. NCBI's taxonomy places the organism in Eukaryota, Metazoa, Cnidaria, Anthozoa, Scleractinia, Pocilloporidae.